AUGAAGGAGUUGUUUGCAAUACCAUUUCGCGAAUCAUUUGACAAUACGAAUGCCCUGGCAGCGAACCAUCGGAUCAUGUUUGAUUUGGAUGAUGUGGAUGUUUUUCCUCCAUUGGCUCCAUAUCCUGAGUGGCAAAUGGUAGAUCGACCUCAUCAUCAGGAACAAGCAACGAGUUACCAAGAUGGAGAUUGGAUGUAUGUAGAUCACCCACGGCGUACCUUUGCCCAAGUCGCAGCGUCCAGUGGUUCAUUGAAUCAGCCUAUCGCCAAAUCACGAUUUUUUUGUGGUCUGGAGCAUCAAACUAGAAAGCAUGUUCGAGUCGCCAUCAAGAAAAGUGGGGCUUCUUUUGACAGCUGCAUAAACCACAACGACAAUGAUGACAACCUACCUGACUUUGAGCUUGUAUAUCUGACACGCAAGGAUGGUACAGCCAUCAAGAGACGCAGCACGAGGCAUGAGCAACAACGACAGUUUAAGCUUCAAGAAACGCUUUUAAGGCCUUACGGACGUAUUAUUAAAAAGCAGCAGAUCCACCUUGCUGCGCGUCAACGUUACUAUGAAGCAAAGCUUGCUGCGGCUGAAAAGCACGAGAAGAUGGAAAUGGGGAGGAAAAACGACCUUUUGGGUUAUCGAUAUUGGCUUUAUUCCUCAUCUGAUACCUCCAAUCAACGUGAGGUUUAUACACGUAGAUUGGCGCAUGAAAUCAAGACACAUGAUCAGAAAUCACCAGGCAUCUAUUCUAAAUGCGACACGGAUGAAAAAGUUGUUGACUUGUAUCGCAAGCGACUACGUGAAUCAGUACAGCAUUUGCCACCAAGCCAGCGACAUCUAGAAGCCAAGUAUUAUUACCUAUUCCCUAAGCGCUACCACUACCUUUAUUACGCUACCAUGAUUCCGGCACGGCUUGAUUCAGGGUUUUUGGAGGCACGUGAUUGCCGUGAAAUGCUAAUCGAAUUUCUCCAAACGAAGGUUUUGACGCCUGCCCGAAGAUGCGUGGAGCAAUAUAAGAGUAUCAUUGAUCAUCUAAAGGAUGACUCAAUACGACGUGCAGUACACGCGCUACCAAAGAACAUCCCUAACCGUAGAAUGAAAAUGUCAAAAGUGCAAUACGCAAGAGCAUUCAUAACCCAACAUCCUUUAUGA
Lichtheimia ornata is the source of this 1143-nucleotide messenger RNA. RefSeq lists its product as uncharacterized. The record is from RefSeq and is a predicted model, not a curated record. Bases 1 to 1143 code for a protein of 380 amino acids. Lineage: Eukaryota; Fungi; Mucoromycota; Mucoromycetes; Mucorales; Lichtheimiaceae. The transcript has a single exon.